Saccoglossus kowalevskii is the source of this 1304-nucleotide messenger RNA. Its product is annotated as Fanconi anemia group D2 protein-like. The record is from RefSeq and is a predicted model, not a curated record. Gene Ontology annotation, molecular function: DNA polymerase binding. Gene Ontology annotation, cellular component: condensed chromosome; nucleus. Gene Ontology annotation, biological process: homologous chromosome pairing at meiosis; double-strand break repair involved in meiotic recombination; mitotic intra-S DNA damage checkpoint signaling. NCBI's taxonomy places the organism in Eukaryota, Metazoa, Hemichordata, Enteropneusta, Harrimaniidae.
UUUCAGAUUCUCAAUGCAUUUGCUGGUCAGACUGAUACAGAGAUGAAAGGCAAAGUGUUGUCAAGGUUACAAAACAUUACAUCAUCUCAGACCUUAUUAGAGAAAUGUCUUGCUGUUACGCCAGGUUACCAACCACCAAUGGCAAACUUUGAUGGUGAUACCUUGACUGUUGUACCUGUACCAGGUGGUGCUAGUACGUCAGGAAUGGCUGUCAAGAAGGGAAGGAAACCAAAAGGUAAGAAAGCGGGUGAUAAGGAUAAUACUAUAAACACAUCAAGUACAGAGACACAGAUGAAUAGUACAUCUACUCAGCUGGAUAAUGACUCCCCAGGGAAGGAAUCAAAGUGUGACAAGGUGAUGGUAAACCUCUCUCUCUACAGACCAUUUUUCAGAGAACUCGACAUAGAAGUAUUUACAAUACUCAACUGUGGAUUGGUCACAAAAGCUGUGUUAGAUACGCAGAUGUACACUAAGGAAGUUACAGUCUUACAGAUUCAGCCACCUCAGUUGGAGUUUUUACUAGAAGAUUUGACAAGAAAACUAGACCAUGCUUUAAUAGCUUCUGCUUCAAAAAGAAGAACUUUUCUCAAGACCAAAGCUGAUAAGAACACUGGAUUUUCCCAUCUGGACAGACACUCAAAUGUUGAUAUAGCACAGAAAGCAGUCAUAUUAUUACCAUCUAUUUGUGAUCACCUUGAGAGUACCAGUGGAUUCUUUCAGGCGAUAAUAGCUGAUAAUGAUGGUUUAUUAGAUGGGCCAGGAAUGUUUACUGAUGAAUCUCAACUGAUGUCAAAAUGUUUUCAACUUUUAUUACAAGCAUUGAUGUCAUUAUUCUCAUGGAGUGGGUUUGUGUUGAGUGAGAAUAAAAAUCUACUCAAGAAAGCACUUACUAUUUUAUCAACCCGCAUUAAAGUAACUGGUCCAUCACAGAGUAAUUUCCAAGAAAUUCUAAGACAAUCAUUUAAUUAUUUGGAGAACUUCUCAUCCACUGUACCAAAUCUUACAAGUGCUGUGACUUUGAUUAAAUUACUGGUGGCAUUAAGUGAAAGGACUGAUACUGAGGAGUUCAAUGAAAAAAUUGCUGCCCUGUCUGUAUCUCUGUUGAAGCGUGAAUGGUUUGCUGCUGAUGGUGAAAAAGAGAAAGGAUCAAAACACAAUGAAAAUCUACAAGUUAUAUUGAAGAUGCACAUGUCAUACUCUAAUGAUGUUUUUGAGUCUAUUGAAACCAUAGCAACUGUAGCAGUACCUGAAUUAAUCAAUACUGAUAAUAAAGGAUGCUCUGACACCUACCCUACAUUGACAAA